Messenger RNA from Solanum pennellii, 3382 nucleotides. RefSeq lists its product as uncharacterized. The coding region runs from base 89 to 3382 and encodes 1097 amino acids. Lineage: Eukaryota; Viridiplantae; Streptophyta; Magnoliopsida; Solanales; Solanaceae. The record is from RefSeq and is a predicted model, not a curated record. The transcript has 5 exons.
ACUUAGAAAUUUGUUAAGUUGGUUAAUAAGUUAAAUUUGUAACUAUUGUGUUAGUGCUUGACAAAUUUAAUUUAUGAUUCUUAUGUAGAUGGAUCGUAGUUGGAUGUAUAAUAUGACUAAUUUUGGUCGAAUGGGGCUAAGACCUGAAUUUGUAGAAGGUGUCAUUGGUUUUGUGGAGUAUGCAAAGACAUUAGAUCCUUUUCAACGUAGUGGUAUGAUUAAGUGUCCUUGUAAUAAAUGUCAAUGUUUGAAUUAUGAAAAACCAGAUGCUGUUGAGCUUCAUAUCUAUCGAAAUGGGUUUAAAAAAGAAUACACUGUGUGGACUAGUCAUGGAGAAAUUGAUAAUAACUUUGAUGUAUUCCAACAUUAUGUUCCUGGUGAAAGUAGUAGCAAUGUGAAUUCUAAUGCACAAAAUUAUAGAAUUGAUGACAUGGUUCAAGAUGCUUUUGGUGUGCAUUCUGAUUUUGAUUUUGCUAAUCAAGGUGAAGAAGCUCCUAAUGUUGAAUGUAAAAUUUUCUUUGAACAAUUGGAAUCUGCUAGUCGGCCUUUAUAUGAGGGGAGUCCACACUCACAGUUGUCUAUUGCGGUUAGAUUAUUAAGUAUCAAAUCAGAUUGGAAUGUUCCUCAAGGGGCAAUGGACUCUGUGAUUGACCUUAUUCAUGAUUUAGUUGACCCAAAUCUAGAGAUACCUGAUAAUUUCUAUAAGGCAAAGAGGUUGGUAUCAAAGUUAGGAAUGUCAUCGAUGAGAAUUCAUUGUUGUGAAAAUGGUUGCAUGUUAUACUAUAAGGAUGAUAUUGAUCUAGAAUCGUGUAAGUUUUGUGGAAAAUGUCGUUAUAAACAGACAGCUAGUGGGAAGAAAGUUCCUAUUAAGGCAAUGCAUUACUUACCUCUUAUACCAAGGUUAAAGAGGUUGUAUGCGUCUAAUAGAUCUGCUCCUCAUAUGAGAUGGCACCAUGAACAUAGAAGACCACCUGGAGUUAUGUGUCAUCCAUCCGAUGGAGAGGCUUGGAAGCAUUUUGAUAGAACAUAUCCACAAUUUGCAGCUGAACCACGUAACAUUAGAUUGGGUUUAUGUUCAGAUGGAUUCACGCCACAUUCUGUUUCUGCUGCACCAUAUUCUUGUUGGCCUGUAUUUGUAACACCAUAUAAUCUUCCACCCGAGAUGUGUAUGACCAGUCCAUAUAUAUUUCUCAAUUGUGUCAUUCCUGGCCCUCGGAAUCCAAAAGUAUUGAUUGAUGUAUACUUGCAACCUUUGAUUGAUGAGUUGAAACAAUUGUGGGUUCAAGGGGUUGAAACAUUUGAUGUGUCUCUUAAGCAGAAUUUUAAUUUGCGGGCUGCCUUAAUGUGGACUAUUAAUGAUUUUCCAGCAUAUGGAAUGUUGUCAGGGUGGAUGACAGCGGGAAAGUUAGCUUGUCCUUAUUGUAUGGAAAAUACUAAAUCAUUCACUUUGAAACAUGGUCGUAAAAAUUCUUGGUUUGACUGUCAUCGACAGUUCUUGCCAAUGGAUCAUGAGUUUAGGAGUAUGAAAAAUGCAUUCAGAAAGAAUUCUGUUGAACAAGGUUAUCCUCCUCCAAUCUUAACUGGAGAACAAGUUUGGGAGAGGGUUCAAAACUUUCCAAAGGUCGCAAAAGAACAACCCUAUAAAUUUGAUGGAUAUGGUGUUGCACAUAACUGGACAAAACAAAGCAUAUUCUGGGAGUUACCGUAUUGGAAGGACAAUCUUCUUCGACAUAAUCUUGAUGUCAUGCAUAUUGAAAAAAAUUACUUUGAUAAUUUAUUUAACACAGUAAUGGAUGUCACUGGCAAGACAAAAGAUAGUGUUAAAGCUAGAAUGGACUUACCUGAAUAUUGCAGGCGAAAAGAGUUAUGGUUGCAAGAGAAACAGAACAACAAGUUCUUCAAGCCUAAGGCUAGUUAUUCAUUUACAAGGGAUCAAAAGCGUAAAAUUUGUGAAUGGGUCGAGCAACUUAAGAUGCCUGCUGGACAUGCUUCAAAUUUAGGAAAAUGUGUUGAUAUGGAGCAUGGAAAAUUACAUUGUAUGAAAAGUCAUGAUUGUCAUGUCUUCAUGGAAACAUUACUCCCCGUUGCAUUUAGUGGCUUGCCUGAUAGAAUUUGGAAACCUAUGACUGAAAUCAGUUUGUUCUUCAAGGACUUGUGUUCUAAUACGUUAAGGGAAGACAACCUAGUUCAGAUGGAUCAGAAUAUUCCUGUAAUUACGAAUAAGUUGGAGAAGAUUCUUCCACCUGGAUUUUUCGAUGUGAUGGAGCAUCUUCCUGUACAUCUAGUGCAUGAAGCACGCCUUGGAGGUCCGGUUCAAUAUAGAUGGAUGUAUCCUUUUGAGAGGACUAUUGGAAAGUCUAAACGGGGCAUGAAACAAAAUCAUAGAGUUGAAGGCUCAAUGGUUCAAUUCCAUCUUGGUAGGGAGAUAACUAAUUUUGGUUCUUAUUACUUUAAAAGAAGUGUGUCAUGCUUUCAAAAUAGACCCAAUUGCCAUGACGAUGGUGGUGAGACUAUGAAGCCACUAUCAAUCUUCAAUCAACCAGGCAAAGGUUCAAAAAAACGCACAAGGAGGAAUCUUAGUGCCAUUGAGUUGCAGUCUGCAUCUACACAUGUCUUAUUGAAUUGCCCACAAGUUAAACCAUUUGUUGAUUACUUUGUGCAUUUAUAUGGCAAUGAAAGAGUAUUUGAGAAUUUCUCAAAGUGGUUUCAAGAUUACAUUUAUGACACAAAAAAUGGUCAAUUUGACCAAUUUUUGAAGGACAUUUCUUGGGGACCCAUCAAGACUUAUUCAAUGAAUAAGUAUGUUGUUAAUGGUUUUAAAUUCACUACUGAAGAAUACUCCAAAUAUAAAAAAACUAACAAUAGUGGAGUUUGGGUAAAAGGUGGUGAUGGAAAUCUAGAUGGAGUUGAUUAUUAUGGGGUACUCAAGGAGGUUUUGGAAAUGGAGUAUUCCGGUUGGCCUACAAAAAAAAUUAUAUUAUUUAGAUGCAAGUGGUUUGAUCCAACCCCCAAAAGAGGUACGAGAGAAAUCAAACAAUAUAAUAUCAUUGAAGUAAAGCACACAAGGGAAUAUGAAGCUUAUGAUCCUUUUAUUAUUGCACAAAAUGUUAAGCAAGUGUACUAUGUUCCUUAUCCCUUGCGUCCAGAUAAAGCUGAUUGGUGGGUGGUUAUUAAAACCAAACCCAUGGGCCGUGUGGAAGUUGAAAACGUGUUGGAUGUUGCAUACCAAAAUGAUGAUUCAUCAAUUGUUCACCACACCGUCGAUAUUGAAUUAGAAAAUGAUUUAGAGCAUCCUGAACACAUAUUAGAAGAGGUUGAUAUGGAAGAAAUAACAAAUGAAGGGGCAAAUGCAACAAUUCAUGAGGAUGAGUUUGAAGAGUAA